Rattus rattus (black rat) is the source of this 1537-nucleotide messenger RNA. RefSeq names its product growth arrest and DNA damage inducible beta (gene Gadd45b). Lineage: Eukaryota; Metazoa; Chordata; Mammalia; Rodentia; Muridae. The transcript is spliced from 3 exons. Gene Ontology annotation, cellular component: nucleus; cytoplasm. The record is from RefSeq and is a predicted model, not a curated record. The coding region runs from base 251 to 823 and encodes 190 amino acids. Gene Ontology annotation, biological process: regulation of cell cycle.
ACUCCGCGUCAACCCGGGAUCCGUGUUCACCUCCGUCUUCUUGGAUUAAUUUCUAGGGGAAUUUUUUUUUUUUUUGCAAUCUUCUUUUUAAUCCUGCUUUUUUCUUGGGAAAGGAAGUCCCACCGCCUCCGGAAAGCCUCGGACACUUCUGGUCGCGCGGGAAGGUUUUUGCCUGUUGGGUUCGGAUCUGGACGAGUGCUUUGCCCUUGGGGAUCUUCCGUGGGGGUCCGCUGUGAAGUGUGACUGAAUCAUGACCCUGGAAGAGCUGGUGGCGAGCGACAACGCGGUUCAGAAGAUGCAGGCGGUGACUGCCGCGGUGGAGCAGCUGCUGGUGGCCGCGCAGCGUCAGGAUCGCCUCACCGUGGGGGUGUACGAGGCGGCCAAACUGAUGAAUGUGGACCCGGACAGCGUGGUCUUGUGCCUGCUGGCCAUAGACGAAGAAGAGGAGGAUGAUAUUGCUCUGCAAAUUCACUUUACCCUGAUCCAAUCGUUCUGCUGCGACAAUGACAUUGACAUCGUCAGGGUAUCAGGCAUGCAAAGGCUGGCGCAGCUCCUGGGUGAGCCGGCAGAGACUCUAGGCACAAACGAGGCCCGAGACCUGCACUGCCUCCUGGUCACGGUGAGUGACCCACCCCGCCCUGAUCACCUGGGUCCCGUGUUUGUCAACAUAGCUGGGCUGGCUGCUCCAACACCAGCUCACUGCCCAGCCAUGCUCGGCAUGUCCCGUGGGCUGCCUCAUCACCCUGGCAGCUAUUUUGAGCUAGCCUGUUUUUCUCUAAUAGGGCUUCUGGCGCUGAACAGAGGCUCCCUACCGAACUCCUAGAGCUCCCACUAAACCCUUUCUUUUUCUCCCUCCAACAGAACUGUCAUACAGAUUCCUGGAAAAGCCAAGGCUUGGUGGAGGUGGCCAGUUACUGUGAAGAGAGCAGAGGCAAUAACCAGUGGGUCCCCUAUAUCUCUCUGGAGGAACGCUGAGGCCCACUCUAAACACCUAAAGCAACUGUUGAGUUGCUGUCCCCUAAAAAAAUUAAAUAAAAUACAUAUUUGACAGCGCCCCCUCAUUCCCCAGAACAAUCCCUCAAAAGCUACCCUACCCGUGAUACCUUCCGGGAGGGGCGGAGUCACCGAGACUGAGACGAGGAGAGGGGAGUGUGCGCCCGCCCGCCCCCUGGGCUAUGGAGCCAGGAGCCAGCACCACAGGUGGUCGCCAAGACAGGAAGGAGGGGACCUCAGGCUGGAGGAGACAGAGACUUUAGAGCCAAGGCCUGGCAAUCAUGCAGCCAGCCUCUGCACGCAGCCGCAGACGGUCUGGACACCGCCGCAGGGGUGGGGCGAGGCGUCCCCCACCCUGCUGGACAGUGAACUGUGCGUAACUCAGCGGAGGGCGGCGACCCUCGCCGCGGGAGCCGGGACUCGAGCCCAGGACUUCGCAGCUAAGGCACAUCUACUUUAGUAUUGUGCUGAGCAAGACAGAUCGCUUGCAUAUUUUUUUAAAAAUUUCUACUACAGAGACAUUCCAAUAAACUGGUUAAGCCUU